Molecule: messenger RNA, 2571 nt
Organism: Puma concolor (puma)
Lineage: Eukaryota; Metazoa; Chordata; Mammalia; Carnivora; Felidae
Source: RefSeq, a predicted model, not a curated record
AUGGCCCUCCUCCUCGGCUUCCUGCUGCUGCUGCUGGAGCUCUGCAGGAAUACCCUCUCCCUGGGAUCACGGUCAUCUACAGAGGGUACGGAGGUCUCGGAAUUGGAAUUGCCUGCCACGAACUAUGAGACCAAAGACUCCUACAAAGCUGGGCCCAUUGGCGGUCUCUUUCAAAUCGUGCACAUCUUCCUCCGCGUGGUGCAGCCCAAUGAUUUCCCCGAAGAUAUUGUAAGAAAAAUUCUACAGAAGAAGUUUGACCUCUCAACUGAUUAUGAGAAGCCAGAAAAUGUAGUCUUGACCCUGAAGAUUAUCUACUAUGAAAUCGGGGUCAUCAUCUGUGCUGUCCUGGGACUGCUCUUUGUCAUUCUGAUGCCCCUGGUAGGGUUCUGCUUCGGUCUGUGUCGUUGCUGUAACAAGUGCGGUGGAGAGAUGCACCAGCGUCAGAAGAAGAAUGGGCCCUUCCUGAGGAAGUGCUUUGCGGUCUCCCUCUUGGUGAUUUCUAUAUUUAUAAGCAUUGGUAUCAUCUAUGGUUUUGUGGCAAACCACCACCUGAGGGCCCAGAUCGAAAAGACUCGGAAACUGGCAGACAGCAACUUCAGAGACUUGAGAACUCUCCUGAACGGAGCUCCAGCGGAAAUCAGCUAUAUCCUGAGCCAGUACACCACCACUAAGGAAAAGGCAUUCUCAGAUCUGGAUAAUGUUAAAUCAUUGCUAGGAGGCGGAAUUCACGAACAGCUGAGACCUAAAGUGAUCCCCGCGCUUGAUGACAUCAAAGCCAUGGCAGAAGCAAUCAAAGAGACCAAAGAAGCCCUAUUGAAUGUGAACAAUACCUUAAAGGAGCUGAAAAAGUCAAGCGCACAACUGAACACCAGCCUCAGUGACGUUAAAAGGGACCUGGAACAAUCACUCAAUGACCCCAUGUGCUCUGCACCUCCAGUGGCUACCACUUGCAACAACAUCAGAACGUCUCUAAGCCAGCUGGAUGACAAUACCAACAUGGAUCAGCUCCCAUCUUUGGAUAAGCCAAUUGAUAAGAUUAAUGAUAUUCUUCAAACAAAUUUGUCCAGCCUGGUUCAACAGGGCUAUAAAUCCUUUAAUGAUAUUCCUGAGAUGGUGAAAAAUCAAACCACAGACAUCAUAUCAGAUGUCAAAAGUACCUUGAAUUCCAUUGGUUCAGAUAUUGAAAGUAUAGGCGAACAGAUUCCUAUUCAGGAUCAGCUAUCGAAUUUCAUGGGUUACAUUAAUGACACUGAAACUUACAUCCACCGCAAUUUACCCACGUUGGAAGAGUAUGAUUCGUACAGGUGGCUAGGUGGCCUGGUUGUCUGCUGUUUGCUGACACUCAUCGUGAUUUUUUAUUACCUGGGCUUGCUGUGUGGCACGUGUGGCUAUGACCGGAAUGCCACCCCGACCAGACGAGGCUGCGUCUCAAACACUGGAGGCAUCUUCCUCAUGGUUGGGGCUGGAGUCAGCUUCCUGAUUUGUUGGAUAUUGAUGACCAUCGUGGUUCUCACUUUUGUCGUUGGUGCAAACGUGGAAAAACUGCUCUGUGAGCCUUACCAAAACAGGAAGUUAUUCCAGGUUUUGGACACGCCGUAUUUACUAAAUGAGAAUUGGAAACACUAUCUCUCUGGCAUGGUAUUUAACAAACCGGAUAUUAAUCUCACUUUUGAACAAGUUUACAGUGAUUGCAAAGAAAAUAAAGGCAUUUAUGGCACACUUAAGCUAGAGAAUAGCUAUAAUAUCAGUGAACAUCUCAAUAUUCAAGAGCAUGCUGGAAACAUAAGCAAUGACUUUCAAAAUAUGAAAGUAAAUAUUGACAAUAUCGUUCUGCUGGAUGAAGCAGGAAGAAAAAACCUUAUGGAUUUCAGCUUUUCAGGAAUAGACGCCAUAAAUUAUAACAUCUACUUGGCUGAGCUGAGUAAAGCCCCCACCAAAGCGAACCUUUUAUCCUUUGCAGAUGAUCUAGAAGUAAAAGCCAACCAUCUGCCCCACGGAAGUCUGAAACAGUCCCUGAAAAACAAUGCACAGACAAUUAGGACGAUUCACCGUAGCGAAGUCAUCCCUUUGGAACAGUCAAUGAGCUCUGUAUACCAAAGCAUCAAGGAACUUCAACAAAAAAGCAGCGGAUUGGGGAUGAAAGUGACCAAUACCCUUUCCUCUUUGGAUUCCGCUCAGGACUUCCUCACAACCCGUAUUUCCUCGGUUAUUGUUGAAGAAAGUCAGAAGUAUGGGAACACGAUAGUAGGAUACUUUGAACGCUAUCUGCAAUGGGUCAAAAUCUCAAUUACUGAGAAAAUUGCAGCCUGCAAACCCGUGGCCACCGCUUUAGACUCUGCUGUUGACGUCUUUCUGUGCAGCUACAUUAUUGACCCCAUGAAUUUAUUUUGGUUCGGCAUAGGAAAAGCCACCGUAUUUCUACUUCCGGCUCUCAUUUUUGCUGUAAAGCUGGCCAAGUACUAUCGUCGAAUGGAUUCAGAGGAUGUGUACGAGGAUAUUUUAUAGUGCUGAAACUGUAUCCGUCAAAAAUAUGGAAAAUGGUAAUAUUGGUUUUCAUAGACAUCAUUCCAC